UAUAAAAAUAAGUGAAAAAUGGAUCAUUGAAUAAAUAAUGAAUAGUGUUGCUACUUGAUACACUUUAGGUGUAAGGUGUAACAAGUAAGUAAAAAAAAUUGCUGUUGUUUGCAAAUUACGAGUGACUUCUCAAAAAAAAUCCAUGAUCCUCUAAAAAUAUUUUCUUAAAAUACAGUAUAGUUUAGUUUAUAAUACUCAACAUACAAAAUGGGUUUUUAAACGAGGAAAUCAAAUUUCAAAUAAAAGUGUCAUUUAAUUAUUCCAGUUGAAUCACAACAAAAAACUGCACCAACUUUAGAGUACAAAGAAAAUUUAGCCAUAGAAUUAAAAUCACAACCUGUUAUAUUAAGUAUCUUAAAAUUGAGAGAUUCUCAAUUUUAAAUUUGGCAAAAUAUAGAGUAUUAUAAUAAGAGACAUGGCAAACACAUCAAGUUUAAGUAAUCAUGCAGUUGUAGUAUGGGAAUAUGAGACUCGUGGGGGAAAAUGGUUACCGUAUUCUCCUGCUGUCAGUCAACAUUUGGAAAGGGCUCAUGCAAAAAAAUUAACGCGAGUGUUGUUAAGCGAUGCUGAUCCUGAUUUUGAGCAAAUUUAUGUCAAUGUACGGACAAUGACUCAAAGUACCGAGGAUACUGAUCUCUCAACUUUAAAUGUGAAUCGUGUUUUAUAUAAACCCAGCUCACCAGCCGGAAAAGGUACAAAGUGGGAAUGGUGUGGCACAAGCGGAACAGAUUGGUAUCCAUAUAACAUGAAUGUUCAAAUCAUUAUAGAAGAGGCAUGGGCUAAAGGGGAACAGACAUUCGACUUAUCUACUACAAAUAUAGGUAUGCCGUAUGUAAUGAACUUUUGCAAUAUGACUCAAGUAAGGAAACCUAAUGGACCAGCUAGAUGUAUUAGGAGAAUAUUGCAGGCCCCUUAUCCGUUAGUUAAAAUAACACCAGCACAAGCUAUUCAAUUAAACACAUUUGCAGAAUGUAAGCAAUUACAAUCUACUCCAAGAAUACCACCAAAACCUCUUCCAAAACCAAAACAUCUUCAAUCAACACCCUUGCCGUUACCACCAACUGCAAAUUUAUCAAAUUUACAUAUAAGCAAUCAUCCUCAAACUUCAGGUGUUAGUAAAAAUCGGCCAAUUAAAGCGACAAAAAAACAUGGCGAAUUUUCUACUUCAACGACAACCAAUUUAGCCAGACAAAUCCUAAAUAAUCUUAAUAUAUUUGGGCAUAAGCAUGCGCCGUCAACGGCUUCAGCAAAUUCUCAUCACAAUCAUCAAAGCGGUACCACACCUAUUCAUCAACUAAGUAAUUCUCUGAAUUCGGGGAGCAUUGUGAAUAGUAAAUCAAGAACUCCACCACCUGUACCACCACACUCCUUUAACAGCUUUUCACAUUCAAAUAUUUUUACAGCGUCAAUGAAUAGCCAUUAUAGCCGAAGUUCAGAUGGAUCACAUCGUAGUCGUCUUUCUUCUCAUCGAUCGCGCUCUAGAACACGUGCUUCAGAUACCGAUUCAAAUAGUUUAAAGUCACAUCGCCGACCCAGCGUUGAUACAGUUUCAACAUAUCUAAGUCACGGGAGUCAUGAAAGUAAAGACAGCCUACGAAGUAGAAAUUUUGCAGUAUCUGUUAAUGAUUUAUUAGAUGUUUCGAUUGGUUCAGAUGAGGUAUUUAGUAGCCAGCAAUCGAUUGGGAUACCAAUAAAUGGUAGUAUGCAUCAUAGUAUUAAUCGUGGUAGGAGAACUUCUUCGCAUGGUCACCAUUCUGCUCUAAAUGUUAACGGAAAUGCUGGCAGUAGUGGUAUAUCGUCAUUACCCCCAACGCCACCACCCUUGCCACAACAACAAAUCGCUGGUUCGAUCGUUGGUGUGGAUCCAGCUAGUGAUAUGAUAAGUAGAUUCGUAAAAGUUGUUGAUCCACCUAAAUGGCCGAAUGCACAACCAUGUCCAAUGUGUAUGGAGGAAUUAGUUCAUCAAUCACAGAACCCAACAAUUUCAUUAAGUCGAUGUCAGCAUUUAAUGCAUUUGCAGUGUUUGAAUGAAAUGAUUAUAAAUCAACAAAAAGAAAUUAAUAAGAACCUUUACAUUGAAUGUCCAGUAUGUGGCAUUGUUUACGGGGAAAAAAUUGGCAAUCAACCUCCUGGAACAAUGUCAUGGGUAAUCAUACCAAAAAGUUUACCAGGACAUGAAGGUCAAAACACUAUACAAAUUGUUUAUAAUAUUGCAUCUGGAGUACAAACAGAAGAACAUCCACAUCCAGGUCGUGCAUUUUUUGCUGUUGGAUUUCCAAGAAUUUGUUACUUACCUGAUUGCCCAUUGGGAAGAAAAGUUUUGCGUUUUUUAAAAAUUGCAUUUGAUCGUCGAUUAUUAUUUUCUAUUGGACGUUCAGCUACAACUGGUCGAGAAGAUGUUGUUAUAUGGAAUAGUGUAGAUCAUAAAACUCAAUUUAACAUGUUUCCAGAUCCCACAUAUUUACAACGAUGUAUGCAGCAACUUGUUCAUUUAGGCGUAGUUGAUUAAAAUUAGAAAAUCUGUAUACACAAUUUAAACAUCAAACACUUUCAUUAGUUGUAUAUCAAAAAAAUAUAUUUUCUAUUAAAAUCGAAAAAAUAAUCAAAUGUUGAGAAAUGAUCAUUUCAAAUCAAUGAUCAUGAUAUAUGAACCUUUUUUUAUAAACAAAUUAGAAUAAUAAAGUUUAUUUAUUGCUAAUGCCACCAUUAACGGGUGGCUAUUCUGUUACAACUUAAAUUAAAACAUUAAAUUUUAUUUAGCUCUUCUGGAAAACUUUAAAAUUUUAUGAAUUUGACAAAAAUUUUUGUAUCUGGAAUUUUAAAUUAUCUAGAAAAUUAGAAACAUUUGUG
Messenger RNA from Condylostylus longicornis, 2850 nucleotides. It is a transcript of the gene dx, whose product is annotated as protein deltex. Lineage: Eukaryota; Metazoa; Arthropoda; Insecta; Diptera; Dolichopodidae. Gene Ontology annotation, molecular function: zinc ion binding; ubiquitin protein ligase activity. The transcript is spliced from 4 exons. Gene Ontology annotation, biological process: Notch signaling pathway; protein ubiquitination. The coding region runs from base 416 to 2509 and encodes 697 amino acids. Gene Ontology annotation, cellular component: nucleoplasm. The record is from RefSeq and is a predicted model, not a curated record.